UUAGGGACUUGAGCGCUUGGAAUUCGGCGGCCGGUGCUCGGCGACUGGGACAUGGGGCUGUGAUGUUGCCGGGACCGGGCGCGGCAGAAACACCCCGGGGAAGAGGCCUGUGAAGAAGGUGCUGUGAGGAUUCGAGGAUUUGCUUUGAUAAGGUUACAACAACAUCCUUCUAACGCUGACAAGCAUGGAUUUCCACAGUUGUCUUUAUAAUAUUGGGGAAGACCUCGCCAGUCGCGAGGUGGCUUCCCUCAAGUUCCUGAGCCUGGAUUACAUCCCACAUAAAAAGCAGGAGCCCAUCCAGGAUGCCUUGAUGUUAUUCCAGAGACUCCAGGAAAAAAGAUUGUUGGAGGAAAGCAACCUAUCUUUCGUGAAGGAGCUGCUUUUUCGAAUUGAAAGGUUUGACCUGCUGGAGAAACACCUGGGCACCAACAAGGAGGAGAUGAAACAGGAGCUUGAGAUGCCGGGAAAGGCCCAGAUCUCUGCCUACAGGGUCAUGCUUUUUCAGAUUUCAGAAGAACUCCGUGAUUCAGAUGUGAAGGAAUUUAAGUUUUUCUUGCUCAGGGAGAUCGCCAAAUGUAAACUGGAUGAUGACAUGAAUUUGUUUGAUGUUUUCAUAGAGAUGGAAAAAAGGGUCAUCUUAGGGAAAAAAAACUUGGAUGCCCUGAAAAGAAUCUGUAGCCAUGUCAACAAGAGCCUGCUGAAGAUAAUCAAUGAUUAUGAAGAACUGAAUGAAGAUGGAAGAAUGAGCCUUGAAACAAAUAAAGAUGGACUUUCAAAUGGUUUAUCCGAGUUGCCCACAGGACUGGAGUCCAUUGGAAUGCUGGCACUGUCCGACUCUCUGGGACAAUUGGACAUUCACACGCAGGCAUCGGACAGAAUUUACCGAAUGGAAAGCAAGCCUCGGGGAUACUGUUUGAUCUUUAACAAUUAUGACUUCAGCAAAGCACGCGAGAAUGUGCCCAAACUUCGUAAGAUUAAGGACAGGAGUGGAACAAACUUGGAUGCAGAGGCUUUGAAGAAGACCUUUCAUGAUCUUCAUUUUAAGAUAAAGCAAUUCAAUGACUACACAGCAGAGCAACUUUGUACAACUCUGAGAACCUACCAGUGUAAGGACCAUAGUGACAAGGACUGCUUCAUUUGCUGCAUCCUCUCCCAUGGAGACAAAGGCAUCAUCUAUGGUUCUGAUGGGCAGGAAGCUGCCAUCUGUGAGCUGACCUCUUACUUCACUGGGUCCAAAUGCCCUUCCCUUGCAGGCAAACCCAAAAUCUUUUUUAUUCAGGCUUGUCAAGGAUAUAACUACCAAAGAGGUAUAGUUGUUGAGACUGACUCUGAACAGAAUGACGACUAUCUGGAAAUGGAUUCAUCACGUCAGGCCGGAUAUAUUCCCAAUGAAGCUGACUUUCUGCUGGGGAUGGCCACUGUGAACAACUGUGUUUCUUACCGAAGCCCUGCAGAGGGAACCUGGUACAUCCAGUCACUUUGUCAGAGCCUGAGAGAAAGAUGUCCUAGGGGUGAAGAUAUUCUUACCAUCCUCACCGAAGUCAAUUACGAAGUGAGCAAUAAGGAUGACAAGAAAAAUAGGGGGAAACAGAUGCCACAGCCUACUUUCACCCUGAGGAAAAAGCUUUUCUUCCCUCUUAAUUGACCAUAGUGUUUAGUUGUCUAACACUUAAUUUAUUUGUUUAAGAGACAGCUAGGGCCCUUCCUGGUGGUGCAACGGG
This is a messenger RNA of Condylura cristata (star-nosed mole), 1721 nucleotides long. RefSeq names its product caspase 8, apoptosis-related cysteine peptidase (gene CASP8). Bases 185 to 1645 code for a protein of 486 amino acids. The transcript has 10 exons. The record is from RefSeq and is a predicted model, not a curated record. Gene Ontology annotation, molecular function: protein binding; cysteine-type endopeptidase activity. Lineage: Eukaryota; Metazoa; Chordata; Mammalia; Eulipotyphla; Talpidae. Gene Ontology annotation, biological process: negative regulation of extrinsic apoptotic signaling pathway via death domain receptors; apoptotic process; proteolysis.